AUGGAGCAGUUCCAUUACUCUGAGGAGCCCUCAGAGCCUACCAAAGCCCCAGCCGAUGUACCAAAGGGAUUUGAUAGCCACUUCCACCUGGAUAGAUUGCAAGGAGUGAUGCGUAUGCGUGGAGCCAGUUUAGCCGAAAUAAAUCAGGCGACUGGUGACCCCUACCAUCGAGUAAACCUUGUGGGAGCUGUGGCCAACUUCUGUGACCCAGCUACUUACCCCUCCGAAGAUUUGGUAAGGAAACUUUACCAAAGAGUGUCUGUAACUAUCGGUCUGCAUCAUAAGGAUAUCGGCGAGGUUACAGAUGACACAUUGAAGCGGAUGGAAUCCCUUCUACAGAUGCCAGAGGUUGUCGGUCUUGGAGAGGUUGGCAUUGACCACACAGUGUCACCAGAGUUCUGGGGGAGCCAACUAAGGAUCCUUAACAGUGCUUUGAGCUUUCUUCAGGACAGGCAUGUUUUGAUCAUCCAUUGUAGAAGCAUGGCGCGUACAGGCGAUACCAGUGAAGCCUACAUGACUUUACUGUUUCAUCUUCAGCCCAGGGUUCGAAAGGAACAAAUCAUCCAUCUUCACUGUUUUACUAGCUCGGAGAGCAUGGUCAAAGAGUGGACGUCGGUCUUCCCGAACACCUACUUUGGUUUUUCCAGAUUAGUUGACCGGUUCGAUGAAACUCAGCUAUGGGGAUUAAGAGCUGUACAAGAUAGCAGAAUCCUUCUUGAGACAGAUGAUCCAUACUUCCAGUUCUCCGGGGGUAACAGUAAAUAG
Ruditapes philippinarum (Manila clam) is the source of this 765-nucleotide messenger RNA. RefSeq names its product 3'-5' ssDNA/RNA exonuclease TatD-like. Bases 1 to 765 code for a protein of 254 amino acids. Gene Ontology annotation, molecular function: hydrolase activity, acting on ester bonds. The record is from RefSeq and is a predicted model, not a curated record. The transcript has a single exon. Lineage: Eukaryota; Metazoa; Mollusca; Bivalvia; Venerida; Veneridae.